AUGGAUCAAACAGUUGUGUUUUUCUUAUGGGCGAGACACUUGCUAUUGUGUCUUAAUCUCUUCGUAACAGACAUCACGCUGGAAUUCUCCGGUUAAUGUGUAUCUUUUAGCAUGGGAGCCACAGCUUGCAAACAUGUUUUAAGUUGUCCCGAACCAGUAGCUGAUAUUGGUCUUAUCGGUUUGGCUGUCAUGGGCCAGAAUUUGAUUCUGAAUAUGGCUGAUCACGGAUUCGUCGUUUGUGCAUUUAAUCGAACAACAUCGAAAGUGGAUGACUUUCUUCAGAACGAGGCAAAAGGCAAAAGUGUUGUAGGUGCUCAUUCUGUUCGUGAAUUGGUUGCAAAGUUAAAGAAACCCCGCCGUGUCAUGAUGCUCGUUCAAGCUGGAAAAGCCGUCGAUCAGUUUAUUGACCAGCUGGUAGAAUUCCUAGAACCCGGCGAUAUUAUAAUUGACGGUGGUAAUUCAGAGCAUGGCGAUACCACACGUCGUUGCACUGCCCUACGAGAGAAAGGAAUCUUUUAUGUCGGUUCAGGAGUUUCCGGUGGAGAAGAAGGUGCCCGAUAUGGGCCUUCCUUGAUGCCUGGUGGGCAUAUUGAAGCCUGGCCGCAUAUCAAACCCAUUUUUCAGUCGAUCUCUGCCAAGAGUGAUGGAGAACCCUGCUGUGACUGGGUGGGUGAAGGUGGAGCCGGCCACUUUGUAAAAAUGGUUCACAAUGGCAUUGAAUAUGGCGACAUGCAACUGAUUGCUGAAGCCUAUCAUCUAAUGAAAAGCGUCCUAGGAAUGACGCCACCUGAAAUGGCUGAUGUUUUCGACGAGUGGAACAAGAGCGAAUUGGAUUCAUUUCUUAUUGAAAUUACUGCCAAUAUUCUACGUUUCCAGGAUGAUAAAGGAGAAUACUUGGUUGAAAAAAUUCGAGAUUCUGCUGGGCAAAAAGGCACCGGAAAGUGGACUGCAAUCGCUGCCCUUGACUAUGGCGUUCCUGUCACUCUUAUCGGAGAAGCUGUUUUUGCCCGGUGCUUAUCCUCUCUGCAAACUGAACGCAUUGAAGCCUCUAAAGUGUUACCCGCACCUGCUUUCAAAGCUUACGACGGGGAAAGGGCUUCAUUUAUAGAAGCCAUCCGUCAAGCAUUGUAUGCUUCAAAAAUCGUUUCGUAUGCCCAAGGUUUUAUGUUACUUCGAGAGGCCGCCAAACAGUAUGACUGGACACUCAAUUAUGGUGGUAUCGCGCUUAUGUGGCGUGGUGGUUGCAUCAUUCGAAGUGUAUUUUUAGGCAACAUAAAAUUGGCCUUCGAGCGUAACCCAGAUCUCAGGAGUCUGUUAAUGGACGACUUUUUCCGACAGGCGGUGGGCACUUGUCAAGAGUCGUGGCGUAACGUAAUUGCCACUGCGGCCAAGUAUGGUGUUCCUGUGCCGGCUUUUUCAACAGCCCUCUCUUUCUAUGAUGCCUACCGAUGCCAACGUCUCCCAGCCAACCUUAUUCAAGCUCAGCGCGACUACUUCGGCGCACACACUUACGAGCUGUUGGGUCAGCCAGGUGUAUUCCACCACGCAAACUGGACUGGGCACGGCGGAAGGACUUCGGCGUCUACCUACCAAGCUUAAUUAUCCAGAGUCAAAGUCCAAAAUAAAAUAAAAUUAUAUAACCGCAGUUAAACUGGAUUGAAUUGUGCGCGGUUACGGAAGGGAGUUGGAUAUGUUAUUCAGUAAGGUUAUGGAAUUCCGCAAUGUGAUCUUUCUAAUUAUCCUUCUUAAAUUUCUUUACAUUUUAUAAAAUUUUCUAGUAAUUUCUUCAAUAUAUAUACAAGAUUGUCCGUGAAAUCAA
Molecule: messenger RNA, 1819 nt
Organism: Daphnia magna
Lineage: Eukaryota; Metazoa; Arthropoda; Branchiopoda; Diplostraca; Daphniidae
Gene: Pgd
Product: 6-phosphogluconate dehydrogenase, decarboxylating
Exons: 8
Coding region: 112-1599 (495 amino acids)
Biological process (GO): pentose-phosphate shunt; pentose-phosphate shunt, oxidative branch
Cellular component (GO): cytosol
Molecular function (GO): phosphogluconate dehydrogenase (decarboxylating) activity; NADP binding
Source: RefSeq, a predicted model, not a curated record